Messenger RNA from Astyanax mexicanus (Mexican tetra), 8410 nucleotides. It is a transcript of the gene rps6ka4, whose product is annotated as ribosomal protein S6 kinase, polypeptide 4. The coding region runs from base 1114 to 3489 and encodes 791 amino acids. NCBI's taxonomy places the organism in Eukaryota, Metazoa, Chordata, Actinopteri, Characiformes, Acestrorhamphidae. The transcript is spliced from 18 exons. Gene Ontology annotation, biological process: regulation of DNA-templated transcription; intracellular signal transduction; protein phosphorylation. Gene Ontology annotation, molecular function: magnesium ion binding; protein serine/threonine kinase activity; ATP binding. The record is from RefSeq and is a predicted model, not a curated record.
CUGAAGUCGCAGUAGGGACGCAGCCCGGCUUCCGUAGUUGAAGUACUCCCUCAGUCUUUAACUCCACUUUUCUCAUUUAUCGUUUUGUUUAUCGCCUCUCUUUAUCGGCGCGUGUUUUCACCGUGAGUCACGCACGAAACCGGGAAACGCGGGGAAGCGACGGCGGCGGUAAAUGCUGGCUGUAGCGGGGCCUGGGUCUCGGAGUUUGUUUUUAGCUGUUGUUUGACUGUCAAGGCGGAGAGCUGGCUAGCUAGUUAGCUUGGGUUAGCUUAGCUAGGUUAGCUAACCUAGCGAGCGAGCGGCGUUAGCUUGUUAGCGGGGCUACGACAUCUUUAUUUAUUAGACAGGCCGGUUAAUGAACUCGCUGAGGGGGGUGUUUAUUUACUCGUGAGGCAGGCCGGGCUAAACCGACGGCUAGCCGGUGUAGAGUGCUGGGGUAGAGGGGGGUCGCUGCUGCUGCUGGAUGCUCUGCUCCUCCUCUAUUACUGCUGCUGUUCUUGGAGAGACCAGUUGCAUGUCAUUUUUAGCAGCAGCUAACGCUAGCUAGAUAGCUAACUAGUUAAGCUACAGUUCAGUAACCUAGCUUUAACAGCUAGCUUUAGCUUUAUAGACACGGAAAUAGCUCACUGUAUCAGAAUAGCCGGAGUUAUAAAGCAGCUAAGCUAGGUCAGCUAACGCUAACCGACUAGCUAUUAGUUAACUGUUAGUUAUCUGUUAUUUAUUUGCUAAAGGCGAAGGUCGCCGUGUGUUCCUGAUUGUCUAUAGCCCACGAUUAAGUAUUUAGGUCGCUUAACCCUUUCACCAACAACAAAACACACAGAUUCAGAGACUCGCCUCUGAAGAUUAGAGUCCGCAGCAGGAUGUCAAAGGGAUUUGUGAGCUAAGGGAUUGUCCAUAAACGCCAAACAUUCAGCGUUAGGUUAAGUAGUCAGCAGAGAGUGGGGAAAACACCAAAACAAAGCGAACAGCUGUUAACGUUAUGAAAUGCUCGCCCUGGCUCACGACUUCUAGCUGUUCAGAAGUGUUUGGACACAGCUAGAUGGUCGGAGGGCGGAAGGGAAAAGCAGUGCGACCCGCUUUAUUCUCUAAAAUCUGGUGAACUUGAGCAGCAAAAUGCCCGGAGAUGGUAGUGCCAGCAGUAGUGGUAGUAGCAGCGAGGACUCGGACAGAGAGACUCGGAGGAAAGUCUGCACCGUCAAACACGAGAUCACCAAUGCAAACCUCACAGGAUACACUGAGAAAGUUGGCAUGGAGAACUUUGAGCUUCUCAAAGUACUCGGCACUGGAGCCUAUGGAAAAGUCUUCCUGGUCAGAAAGAUCAGCGGCCAUGAUGAAGGGAAGCUUUAUGCCAUGAAGGUUCUAAAAAAGGCUGCCAUAGUUCAGAAGGCAAAGACGGCUGAACACACUCGGACCGAGAGGCAGGUUCUGGAACACAUUCGCCAGUCACCGUUCCUGGUCACCCUGCACUACGCCUUUCAGACCCAAACCAAACUGCACCUCAUACUGGAUUAUGUGAGCGGAGGGGAGAUGUUCACCCACCUGUACCAACGAGAUCACUUCUCAGAAGAUGAGGUGAGAAUCUACGUGGGUGAGAUUAUCCUGGCCCUGGAGCAUCUGCACAAGCUUGGCAUCGUGUACCGGGACAUUAAACUGGAAAACAUCCUUCUGGACAGCGAGGGCCAUGUGGUGCUCACCGACUUUGGCCUGAGUAAGGAGUUUUUGGAGGAGGAGAAAGAAAGGACCUACUCAUUCUGUGGUACCAUCGAGUACAUGGCUCCAGAGAUCAUUAGAGGAAAGGCUGGUCACGGCAAGUCAGUAGACUGGUGGAGUUUGGGGAUUCUCAUGUUUGAGCUGUUAACGGGAGCGUCUCCUUUCACUUUGGAGGGCGAGAGGAACUCCCAGAGUGAGGUGUCGAAACGUAUUCUGCGAUGUGAGCCUCCAUUCCCCUCUCUGAUUGGUCCACUGGCUCAGGACCUCAUCAAGAAGCUACUUGUGAAAGACCCUCAUAAGAGACUGGGCUCUGGACCCCGGGGGGCUGAGGACAUUAAGAGUCACCCCUUUUUCAAGGGUUUAAAUUGGGCUGAUCUGGCGGAAAAGAAGGUAGCGAGUCCGUUCAAGCCAGAACUCCGAAAUGAACUGGACGUGGGGAACUUUGCUGAGGAAUUCACAGGCAUGGAGCCUGUCUACUCGCCUGCCAGCACACCUCCUAGCACUGACCGUCUCUUCCAGGGCUACUCUUUUGUGGCUCCCUCCAUCUUAUUUAAUAAGAAUGCAGUGAUGGGAGAUGUCCUGGAUGCUCCUGUGAAUGUGGAUCGACCUGGUUCAGCUACUGUUCGUCGCAGCGCCAUGUUAAAGGAGUCCCAGUUCUUCCAGCAUUAUGAGCUGUGUCUGCAGGGUCGGCCGCUGGGCGAGGGCAGUUUCUCCAUCUGCAGGAGGUGUCGGCACAAACAGAGCGGCCAAGAGUACGCUGUCAAAAUCAUCAGCCGCAGGAUGGAGGCCAUGACCCAGCGAGAAAUUGCAGCUCUUAGACAAUGUGGAUCUCAUCCAAACAUUGUUACUCUUCAUGAGGUCUACACUGAUCAGUAUCACACAUAUCUAGUGAUGGAACUGUUGCGUGGUGGUGAGCUGUUGGAGAGACUGAAGAAGAAGAAGCUGUUUGCUGAAGGAGAGGCCAGCCAGCUGAUGAAGAGUCUGGUGUCAGCUGUCAGCUUUAUGCAUGAGGCUGGAGUUGUGCACCGAGACCUCAAACCUGAGAAUGUGCUGUUCGCGGGCGAGGCAGAAGACUCUGCUCUGAAGGUGAUCGAUUUUGGCUUUGCACGUUUGUUUCCUGCAGGCAGUGGCAGUGCUCCACUGCAGACCCCGUGCUUCACUCUGCAGUACGCUGCUCCUGAGCUCUUCCACAGCUCUGGAUACGACCAGGCCUGCGACCUUUGGAGCCUGGGGGUCAUACUGUACACCAUGCUCUCCGGACAAGUCCCAUUCCAGAGUGAGAAAAAAGGAAUGACCUCAACCCACGCUGCUGACAUCAUGCACAAGAUCAAAGAAGGAGACUUCUCAUUGGACGGUGAUGCUUGGAAGGGCGUAUCUGAGGAGGCCAAAGAUCUAGUGAGGGGUCUGCUAACUGUUGAUCCAGAGCGGAGGUUGAAACUCUCUGCUCUAAAGGAAAACGCAUGGCUCCAGUGUGGGGGAGUAUCCUCCACCCCUCUCUGUACCCCUGAUGUCCUGGAGUCUAGUGGCCCCACAGUUCGCACCUAUGUCAAUGCCACCUUUAAGGCAUUCAACAGGGGCAAGCGAGAGGGCUUCUUCCUCAAAAGUGUGGACAACGCGCCGCUGGCCAAACGGCGUAAACUGAAGAUGACCAGCACUGGCGUAGAGACACGUCGCAGCUCCUCAUCCUCGUCCUCCUCCUCUUCUUCUUCCUCCUCUGCUUCCCACACCAAGACACAGGGUCGCCAGACUUUCACCCCUAACAAUGACCCAAAACUGUGACCCUUCAGCUUGAAAACUCUCCCUGGACCCUCCCCUGCUAUUGUCUUUGAUGACCUUUUACAUUUGGAAGUUGAGGUCAGUGCAGAAAAGCAUUAAGAUUUAAAAAAGAAAGAGGCUGAAAGGAAAACGGCAGUAGAUACUGCUGUGAAGUGUUGAAUCCUGCAGGGAUAUAAGCUCAAGAUGGCUGAAGACUGGCAGACUGAUCAAUGAACAAGUCAAUUGACUGAACACAAGAGGGCUUGAACGUUCAUUAUUAUAUAGCUAAGGAUCUGUGUGCAGCGCGGGCCAUCAGUGGCAAAAUCAAGUGACAGCUCUUGGGUUAUUGAAGCCAAGUAAAGGUUAGGUCGGUCUGACACACGCUUUAUUUCCAUAUGUCAUCCGCAGAGCUUGGAGAGUGACCCACGCUUCGUUCUUCUGCGGAUGGUUUCUUUGCACGUGGGCACCAUCUGUGAAGUAUCUUCUUCAGGAUGAUGUUUUUUGAUAAACAUGAGCUUAUUUGAAUGAAUGUUCGCAAUUUUGAAAAGCUGCCUUGUGUAUUAGAGUGCAUUUAAGGUUGUUUUUUUUUAAAGCUGAAAUUUGAUGUUUUUGAACUGGGAAAGGGAAAGAUGAUGAUGAUGAGGAAGAAGAUUCAGGAGUCAGGAGGCAAGGAAGCCUUGAAAUGACAGAAAAGCCAUACAAAAUAGAAGGGAACCAUUUUACAAGAAUAUCCAUAUUUAAAUUCAUAUGUAAUUGUAUAGACCAACAUCUGCUGAGCACAGCUUCAUAUUAAUCAUAUACUGUACAAAAACAAUGAACAGUUCUUAUUGGAUGCCAUGCCACGCAUUUUACGGACGAGCUGUUUUGAAUGACGACUUCUUUUAAAAAAGCAGAAUCACAUGUCUUUUUAGGACCUGCUGGGUAAUCAGAACAACGUGUUUGAUUGGUAAUCAGCUUAAUUUUCUGGUCCUGAAUUAUGCUCAGUUGCUCAAUUGGUGCUACUGUACCAGAAGCUCUUCAAUCUGUGGCUAUACAAGGACAGGUGCACUAGGUUGGAGUAAUACGAGUAAUUUGACAUUGUCGUUUUUGUCGUUAUUACUAAAAGCUUUUGUGUGCUUGAGCUGUGUCCCUGUGCUGUUUGUUUUAGCAUUUGUCCAAAGCCUUUUUUUUUUCUAACAUUACACAAACCAGAUCGUAGCAUAUUUAUGAAAUUUUAUGAGAGCCGUGUGAGGCCCUUUUUUUGAAAUCUAAAGGAGCUACAUUGAUGGAAUAGUUUGUGACUCUACCGUAAUAAUCUACAGCGAUUAUUAUUUUUUAAAAACUAAAUCUAAAUCUAAAUGUAAAAUUUCAUAUUUAUUGAGCCUUUAUGGCCUUUCCUUUUAGUUCUGUGGAUCGUUUUGUGAAUAGUGCAUCAAGUUGCAUGGAGACUCUGCACAAACUGCCCAUGCAGAGUAAAAUCGGAGCUGCAUGUCGGCUCGGUUGUGCCCUUUAACAAAUCGUACUUGAACAGAUCUUUUAAAUUUCCUUGAUGCAGCUGUUUCAGGUUGAUCUGUGUGAAUACAGUCUGCUGUAAGGGGGGAUGUACAGAUUUGAUGUACUGUACAGGGCAGUAGCCAGUGCUUCGAAUCUCCAAAAGGGCUCCAACACGCUCAACACGCACACUCACACUCCUAAUCUGAGGUGUGUGUGAUCCAGCACUGUGAGAAGCAGAGUGAGAGUGAAAACAGCCAGGCCUGUCAUAUUUUCUAAGGGUCCAAUGGCUGAUAUAUUGUUGUUUGAUAAAUGACAUUGCAAUGGAGUUACAGUCGAUACGUCAAAUGAAUAAAGUGCAGUACUUAACACCGCUGCCCCACACAUCAUUGAUUACUGUUAUUAGUAGUUCUAUAUGAGACUGUGCACUAAAGAAUGUAAAAUAUUUACAUAAUAUAAUGUAAAAAUACCCAUGUGAAGGGUAUGUACAUUUAGAAUGUUACCAACUUUACUUGAGUUACUGUCACUGCCAUUUAUAUAUAUGCAGGGUUGCCAGGUCCAAAGUUGCAAAACUCCUCAGCUUAAAAUCCCAAUAUACACUGCCAUGCCAGAUAAACAGGAACUGAUAUUGUGUCCCAUGACUUUAGCAAUGUCACAUGAUAGCUGAAGAAUACUCCACUGACCUGUGGCAUGUGUGUGCAAAGCUUUUUGGAUUGUGAGUGUGUUUGUUCACAUGCACAAUUCUAUCCAAAAGCUGCCGUACACAUUUACCACCCUUUGCUUUUCUGUCCACUGUGGGUGGUAAUACCUUCUAUGAUGAAAAAAUUUAAGUUUGGCACCCAAUAUCAGGCCUCACUUAAACUCAGAUAAAGCGCACCAUCUUGCCAUGAGCACGCAGGCCAGAACACCUCCCAACUUAUACAGGUAUAAGCGUUCCUGAGCCAUCCCCUGAGUAACACUUCAUUACUAAUUUACAUACUGCUGUUCAAUUAAGUAUUGUUAUUGUAUUAGAAGUACAGCUAAACUUUGCUACGUAGAUGCUUCAGAAUUUCAUUGCCGUCGAAUGUGAAUAUGGCAUAAGUUAUGUAUUGUUGCUGAAUAACAUAUGGACCAAUAGAAAUGCUCGAAAAUGACUUGAAAUACUUGAUUAAUGUUGACUUCCAAUGAAAGUUAAAAAAGAUUUUUCUCUUCUCUGGUGAAGUUGCUAUUUUAGAGAUACAAUAUUUUUGUGUAACCGUGUAGUAGGUUUAGAUUUAGCUUCUAAAUCUUGUUUUGAUGAAUAGGUGCCAGUGAUAACUAACUGAGAGCUCUUGUUGUGAUGUCUUGCACAUUCACCCACUUUCACCCACAUUUAGAAUCAUCUGGAUAUCACACCAUUUUUCUACCUCUCUCACUGUCUCAUUUUCCAGCUUUUAGAAUUAGGAUCAAUAUACAGUCAUAAUACAAAAACAAAUCUACAGUCUGUUUGCAGUAUAAGUGGUCUUUAUUAGUGAGAUUAGAGAUUAGUGAUGGGACUAAAAUAACGUUCAAUUUCAAUCAUAUUUCAAUAUGAUUAAUAGAAAUGGUGAUACAGGAUACAAUGUAAGAUUUACCACACCAGAACACAGCAUGAUGUAUAUUUAAAUAAUCAAUCUUACUGUGGAUAUAUUUAUAUUCGUAGUGCUCAGGUUACUUUGUAAAAUGAUCCCAAAUAAACACACCACACAACUUCUGGUGUGGCCAUUUAUGUACCCACCACUGCAUUUUAAAACUAACCACACUUGGCAGAGAAAUUACAAACCUGGCAACUCUGUAUUAUAUAAAAUAGUGUGAACUUUUUUAAUAAGGAAAAAGCAAACAGUUGCGGUUAUCAACCAUAGCAAGGCAUUAUUUAUUGGUUAUCACUAUCGACCUGACUGUGCGAGGGUGGAACUUUACUUUCUGGUACAUUUCAGAACCUGCCAGGUUUUUUUCUUUACCUUGGCUGAAUGUACUGGAAUGUCCUGAUCCCUCAGCUUCCACAGGAUCACCAUGUGCAGGCGCGGCAUUUCAGAAACGGCAAAACAAACAGCCAUGAAGGUGUAAUAAUCUGCUCUGAAGCACUGUGCACCAAUCUACAGCACCCUCAGCCUGAAGAGUGGCGAGGUAGUAAUACGGAACCGGUUGCUGUGCUGUGAUCAAAUAUGCCACUCUUUUGACUUUUCAUGCCAAAAAAAAAUCCUCUGGCAGAGACACUUGGGUGUUAUUAUCUUAAGUGGUAGUAGCUUUGUGCAGUGCACUCGGUUUAGAAGCGAGCGCCGCUCUGGAUGAAGUGCUAGCGGGCAGUAACGGGGCCAAGGGACGCAGCCACAUGAUUCAUUUAGGCUUUUGCGUCGCACACUGAGAAUGUGAAUGAGAAAUGGCUGGAAAUCGGACAAAGGCAAGCUGGAGAAACAUCACAAUAACGGUUCCUCUGUGCAGCUCGCUAGUUGGAAUCAUGUUUAAUUUCUCUCGGGGGUUUUGGAUGAUGUGCUUUUCUUUGAACUUCUGAUUAAACAUGUUGUAAAAAUGUGAUGAAACAUUGUUGGAUUACCAAAAGAUUUGGGGGCUGGCAUAUUAAAAGGUGAUUUGUGUCUUUUUGUUUUUUGUUUGUAUUUUUUUUUUGCGUGAUGAACACACUGAUAAUACACUUUAAUAUCUCUUUUUUUACUUGAUUAAAUUGCUUUUUUUGUUUCCGCACAAGUUCAGGCUGUAAUUGAUGUGUUUUCAGCUUUAAGAAGCAUCAUAUCUUUGAUAUUUAUUACUUUUCAUUCUCCUUUGCAUUAAUGUUUUAUUUUGAGAAAUUGCUGUUUGCUGUUGAAUUGGGUUCCUGCCUGCUUUAUUUGACUUGUAUUUGUGUGUCUAUUGUUUUUGUUCAUUUUUUUAUUUUAUUUUUUUGCAGUGGGGGCGCAUCAUAUUCUUUCGCUCCUACAAGAGUCUUGCACACUGCACCAAAACAAUGUAGUAUUUGUGGAAAUGUCCAUGGCUUUGAUUACAAAGCGUUUUAUUUGUUGUAAUGGAUGGAUUUGAAUUUUUGUUUUAAUUGUAUGUCUCCAGUUGGAAACUUUUGUCUUUUACUGUCAUUAGUUUAUUUGAGUUUGUAAUUUGUUUAUGUAUUUUAGUUCUGAAUUGCAUGUUUUACUAUUAUUAUAAUUUUUUUUUUCAUUUUUUUUGUAUGAAAAUUUUAUGUCCUAAAUAUUUUUUUGUAAGAAAAUGAUCAUGAAAUGAAAUGCACUGUUCAAAGGCAACAAAAGAUGCAUUGUUUUGCAUCGAGAACACUGUUAAAUACUUAGGAUAAAAAAAUAUAUAUAAUACACUUUCCUCUUUACUCAAAAAUCUGCAGCCCAUUAUUUACCCACACGAGAACAUACAGCAACAUUCUGCACCACAAACAGAAACACCUGAGAAACGUUUUACAGAGUACUAUAUUAAAUGUUAAACACAAAUGUACAUUUAAAUAAAUGUUUUAAAUAUUUUA